Molecule: messenger RNA, 2008 nt
Organism: Xenopus laevis (African clawed frog)
Lineage: Eukaryota; Metazoa; Chordata; Amphibia; Anura; Pipidae
Gene: poglut1.L
Product: protein O-glucosyltransferase 1 L homeolog
Exons: 11
Coding region: 141-1331 (396 amino acids)
Source: RefSeq, a predicted model, not a curated record
CGGCUCAGUCCGACCCUCCGACCCCUAAUAGAAGUGACACCGCCAAAUCCCUCACACAAGUCCCUUCCCGGCAGCCUCUGCGCGCACCGCUGAAAGCGUCUAAUAGGGGCAGGGCAAAGAGCAGAUCGCCGAGCGCAUCGAUGUGCGUCAGAUAUGAUUGUGCGGCCAUGUUGGAAAUCCUGCUGAUUGGCUUCUUCCUGCCCCCGGUGCUGAGUGAGGGGGGCGCCGCCGGGGACUCUCGCUGGCUCCAGUAUCUGAAUCAAAUCCACACGGCUGUGCAGAGACACUCGCCCCCCGAUAGUCACAAUGGGACCUGUUACUAUAGGGUUCUGCAAGAAGACCUGGAGCCAUUUAGAUCCGGUAUCUCUCAGGACCUGAUGCAGAAUGCUCUUAAUCGAAAACUGGGGACCCAUUAUCAGAUCAUUAACCAUCGGCUGUACAGAGAGGAGGAGUGCAUGUUUCCAGCACGGUGCAGUGGAGUGGAACAUUUUCUGCUGGAGCUGCUCCCUAAUCUCCCAGACAUGGAGCUGGUCAUUAAUGUGCGAGACUAUCCCCAGGUCCCUCGCUGGAUGAGUCCUGUGAUCCCCAUCUUCUCCUUCAGUAAGACAUCAGAUUAUAAUGACAUCAUGUAUCCAGCCUGGACAUUUUGGGAAGGGGGACCUGCAGUCUGGCCCAUUUACCCCACUGGACUGGGACGCUGGGACCUUAUGAGGGAAGAUCUGAAGAAGGCGGCCGAUCUCUGGCCCUGGGAGAAGAAAAUUUCCAAAGGAUAUUUCAGAGGCUCCAGGACCAGCCCUGAGAGGGACCCCUUGAUCCUCCUGUCCCGGGAGAGCCCUGAUCUGGUGGAUGCAGAAUAUACCAAGAACCAGGCCUGGAAAUCCGAGCGGGACACUCUGGGGAGACCUCCAGCCAAAGAAGUUCCCCUGGUGGAUCAUUGUGGUUACAAGUUCCUGUUCAAUUUCCGGGGGGUGGCUGCCAGUUUCCGGCUCAAGCACCUGUUCCUGUGCGGGUCUCUGGUGUUCCACGUGGGGGACGAUUGGCUGGAAUUCUUUUACCAUCGGCUGCAGCCGUGGCUCCAUUAUGUGCCGGUCAGUGCGGAGCUUGCGGAUCUGAGGGAGUUACUGCAGUUUGUGAAUGAGAACGACGAGGAAGUGAAGAAGAUUGCAGAAAGGGGCCACAGGUUUAUCAGAGAUUUCCUGCGCAUGGAGGACGUGUCCCAGUAUUGGGGGUCACUGCUCCGCCAAUAUUCCCAGUUGCUCCAGUACCGAGUGCAGAAGAGGAAACACUACAGGGAGGUCACCGCUCCCCCCCCCCCACAUACUGAACUUUGACCUGUACCCCCACAAUUAGCUGCUGCCCCCUCACUACCUCAGCCGGGGCUUCUGUUACCUUCACCCGCCACUAACCUUACUGCAUUGAUCAGCCAGUCCUGCCCCCCCCGGGCAACUCUACCAACUGUCAUGUGUCACUGGCAGGUCUGGGCUGAACUGGAUUCUGGGGAGCAAUUUCUGCAGUGGGGGGGGACUAUUUGGGGAACUCGCCUCCCUCAUACCCUCUGUACUACCCCGCUGCACCCCCAGAAUAGACAGACGCACCUCAGGGGGGAGUGUGGGGCACUGGAAGCUCCGGAUUUGUCAGAAGGAGGAAGAACCAGGUGGGGCCCCUUCAUUACAAAUAAAGGGAUGUGAUGUGUAACAGGGGGGGCAGGUAGCUGAGCUCUUCUCCCAUUGGUUCAUGUAAAAUAUUAUGGGAGGUGCAGGGAAUCCCAUUUAUUUGGAGGGGGGGGGAUAUCAGACUGCACAGGUUCAAGCAUCUUCUACUGUUACAAUACCCCCCCAUGGCCCGCUUUGGGGGGGGGGGUCUCAAUUUUGUGGUUGUGGGAUCAAAACAUUUUUACACUACCAGCAAAUAAAACUUUUAUACAAAAUUAUAACUGAUCCUGUGGAUUUUCACAUUGUCUGACUGCAGAAUUCUGGAAUUUCUACAUAAAUCCAUCGACUCCAAGGAA